ACUCUCACUUCAGACCCAAAAUGGUGUUCACUCGCUUUGUGGAGCUCGGCCGCGUGGUGCUCAUCACAUACGGCCCCCUCGAGGGCAAGCUUGCCGUCAUUGUCAACAUCAUUGACCAGAACAAGGCCCUCAUCGAUGGCCCGUCGACCGUCAACGGUGUCGAGCGCCAGGCGAUCUCCUUCAAGCGCAUUGCGCUCACCGACAUUGUCCUGCCGGGUGUCACGCCGGGCAUGAACGUCAAGUCGCUCACCAAGAAGUGGGAGAAGGCUGACGCUCAGGCCAAGUGGGACGCGUCGUCCUGGGCCAAGCGCCGCGCUGUCCGCGCUGCCCGCGCCAAGCUCAACGACUUUGAUCGCUUCAAGCUCCGCAAGGCGCGCCGGAAGGUUGCCCACGCCCGGCACAUUGCCCUCAAGGCUGCCAAGGCUUAAACCCAACGAAAUCCCUG
Messenger RNA from Thecamonas trahens ATCC 50062, 445 nucleotides. RefSeq names its product Rpl14 protein. The coding region runs from base 21 to 428 and encodes 135 amino acids. The record is from RefSeq and is a predicted model, not a curated record. Lineage: Eukaryota; Apusomonadida; Apusomonadidae. The transcript is spliced from 2 exons. Gene Ontology annotation, molecular function: structural constituent of ribosome; RNA binding. Gene Ontology annotation, cellular component: ribosome; cytosolic large ribosomal subunit. Gene Ontology annotation, biological process: translation; ribosomal large subunit biogenesis.